Orbicella faveolata is the source of this 1536-nucleotide messenger RNA. RefSeq names its product neuroendocrine convertase 1-like. Gene Ontology annotation, molecular function: serine-type endopeptidase activity. The record is from RefSeq and is a predicted model, not a curated record. Lineage: Eukaryota; Metazoa; Cnidaria; Anthozoa; Scleractinia; Merulinidae. Gene Ontology annotation, cellular component: trans-Golgi network; Golgi membrane. Gene Ontology annotation, biological process: peptide hormone processing.
UUGGUCCAGAUUUGUUACUUAUAUAAAGGCGUGGACAUUUUCAAAUGCCACUUUGUGUCGGAAAAUAUCUCGGGUUACAGCUGUUGCUGCCACUUGAUAUUUAAACAGCUGCCUAGAAUAUUAAUUGGUGAAUUCUACACAAAGAUUAAUCCUUUUGAACUGUAGUUUAAACUUUUGGUUCUCUUUUAUAGCUGUGGUUUAGCUGUUUAAGGAAGUCUUAAUGUUGCUGUAGUCUGUAGUGCUUCUGAUCUUCUAUUCCAAACCCCAAAAAUCGAAGAUUUAUACUGUCUGAUGUGGUUCUUCAAGCUGUUGGUUAUUCUGGCUUUCUCUAAUACCCAUGUGAUAGUGAGAAGCCACAAGUAUACCAGCACAUGGGCUGUGCAAGUAACUUUAGAUACUGAUGGAGCAAAGAGAAUUGCUGAAAAUUAUGGAUUCUCAUACAAACUGAAGAUUUCUGCUGAUUGCUAUCUUUUUGAGAACAAAAGCCUACCCACGAUUUCUUCACAGCCAACUCAGAUUCAGGGAGAUGGUCUGAGUGCAGAGCCAUUGGUCAUUUUGUUCUCCCAACAAGUAAGGCGGAAGAGAGUUCUCUAUGACAGCCAGCUAUCCUCUGUCUUAUUUAAUGAUCCCAGGUGGAGAGAGCAAAGAUGGUAUUUGAAUUCUCCUGACGGAAAAGGAAUGAAUAUUGACAAGGUUUGGCAGCAAGGUGUAACUGGCAAAGGGAUUGUUGUUGCAGUUGUUGAUGAUGGCCUUCAGGAAUUUCAUCCUGAUCUAAAAGAUAAUUAUGAUCCUGAAGCAAGCUUGGAUCUGGUAGAUUUGGAUGACACUUUGGCACCUGAUCCUGUGGGGACAUUUGCAGGGCACGGUAAUCGUUGUGGUGGAGUCAUUGCAGCUUCAGCUAAUAACAGUCAAUGUGGGAUUGGAGUUGCCUUUAAUGCAAAACUUGGAGGUAUUCGUAUAUUUGGAGAUGACGACCCUACAGAUUCCAUGGAGGCUCUAGCGUUUCAAUACCAGCAACAGUACAUAGAUAUCUAUUCAUGUAGCUGGGGUCCUGCUGACACAGGAUGGACCAUGGAAGGACCAAAACAACUAGCAAGAGACCAGCUGGAGAAAGGAACAAAAAUAGGCCGACAAGGGAAAGGAUCAAUAUUUGUUUUUGCAGCUGGAAAUGGUGGAAGAGAAUUUGAUAACUGUGCUUACAAUGGAUAUGCAAACAGUGUCUUCACUAUUACCAUUACUGGAGUCAGUAGAAAUGGAAGCAUCCCUGGAUAUGCUGAGAGGUGUUCAGCGAUAAUGGCUUCCACAUACAGCCAGGAUAACAUGGGAGCUGGAGUUGAUGCUAUCAUUACUUCAGACCUGAAUGACACCUGUACAUCAACAUUUGCAUCAACCUCAGCUGCAACUGCAAUAGCUUCUGGAAUCAUAGCUUUGGCACUGGAAGUCAAGUCAGUACAUAUCGUAACUUCUAUGUUUACUGCUGUGUGGAAGGGAUGUCCAUUCAUUAGUGAUNGGACUUUGCCUGCAGGUAACGUUUGA